CUGGAUGCAUGCCAUUAAGUUUUCCGCGCGGAAAUGGGUCAGUCCCUCUGCAAGGAAGCAAAGGCUUCCCGGUGGCAGUCUCACUCGCUAGCAGAAGAUGUACAGCCCGAAAUCUGGAUUGCACAGGAGCUGCGGCGCAUUGGAGAUGAGUUCAAUGCCUCCUAUUGUCCAAGAAGGGGUUUCUUGGAUAACCAGGCAGGAAACCCCCAGAUCAUCAUUUUGCGCCUCCUGCGUUACAUCAUCCGCCUCAUCUGGAGGAUGCAGACAGCCUGGAGCAGGGGGAUGAGCAGGAUGGGACUGGCGGCCUGAAGAUCCCAGAUACUAGUGCGCAGGGAUGCAGCUGGAAGAGGCGCCGAAGGAUGCCGACCUGGUACAGAUCCACCCGGGGACUUGCCGUGUGGGGUCCGCUCCCCACUGACUGCCACGUCUCCUCCCAGACUGCCCUCCUUGCCCCAGGAAGACCUGACCAGGCCCUUGAUGCCAUCCCAGGGCGUCUCCCCUUCCACCUGGAGACCCUGCCACCUUCCUGGAGGAGCCCUGAGAGCUUGUCAGAAGAAGCAGGUCUGUUGCCUCGGACCCCUCGUGGUCUCCGGUUCAUCAUCUUGUGGGCAGGCGGUUGCUGCAUGGCGGGUGCUUUUGGAGGGGUGGCUGCUCCGGCCACCCCCAUAUCUAUGCACAAAUGUACCCCUCUCUGCCUCUGGAGCUGUCCCUUUCCUCUGGCUGGUGCAGGUGGUCCUCAAACCCACUUCCAAAUGCUGUGGUUUUAUUUCUGGUUUCACCAGCCCCAUAGGGAA
Haliaeetus leucocephalus (bald eagle) is the source of this 794-nucleotide messenger RNA. It is a transcript of the gene BCL2L11, whose product is annotated as BCL2-like 11 (apoptosis facilitator). Lineage: Eukaryota; Metazoa; Chordata; Aves; Accipitriformes; Accipitridae. The record is from RefSeq and is a predicted model, not a curated record. The transcript has 4 exons. Bases 34 to 309 code for a protein of 91 amino acids.